Diabrotica virgifera virgifera (western corn rootworm) is the source of this 4520-nucleotide messenger RNA. RefSeq names its product helicase POLQ-like. The record is from RefSeq and is a predicted model, not a curated record. Gene Ontology annotation, molecular function: ATP binding; nucleic acid binding. Lineage: Eukaryota; Metazoa; Arthropoda; Insecta; Coleoptera; Chrysomelidae. The coding region runs from base 360 to 4277 and encodes 1305 amino acids. The transcript has 17 exons.
UAUUUAAAAAUUAUGUGAUCAUCAUACGGACAAAGCGCGACUGGUAAUAAAUAUGCAUCAGCGAUGUUUUUGUUUUGUUAAAAGUACGUUAGUAUUGUUGUAUUGGUUAAUUUAACAACGUCAAUUAGUGGUUUCCUCCACGGGUAAAGGAUGGACAAAGAUGGCUGCUACAAAGAGAUCAGAUGCAAGUGAUACACUGAUGUUUUUAGCACUGACCAAUCAUAUCUUGUAUGUCCAUUUAAAGAAUCUCAAGAACGGAAGUGAUUGGUGUGUAGGCUGCAAGGACAGGUGACAGAAUUUUGAAUUAAAAUUGAGGUUAUAUUUAUGGUGAAGAAGGAUAAGUUUGUUUUUAUUGAACAAUGAAUGAAUCAAAUAAAAAACAAAUUAUGUUUAACAUGAUACAAAAAUCAAAAGAAGAAAAUCAAAAUGCAUUGCAAAAUAGGAAAGAUCCAAGAAAAAAAUCAAUUUACUUUCAAAAAAGUUCUAGUGGUGUUUUUAGCUCUAUAGAUUCUUGUGAAGACUAUGUCAUUGAAACAAACACUUCAGUUCCUACUACAAGUUCUGAUAAAAGAAAUAUUGAAUUCAGUCUACCUAACUUACCGGGGUCGAAAAAGUUAAAAUUAGAUAAUACUGCCAAAAUUGAAGAGCCUCAACAAUGUUUACAAGAUACACUUGAUUCUGUUAAUAUAUCAAAAUUAUUAGAAAAGAGUAGUCCCGCAGAAAAGAAUGAAUAUGAUGCAUUUGCCAAUUACCUUAGUGGUGUUACUCCUAAAAACAAUGCAAGCAAAGAAAAAGGUUUAAAAAAAGAUGUAAACUCUUCAAUUAGCACAAGCAAUGAAGAUCUUUUUGGCUCACAAUUUCUUGAUACUCAAACUUUAAAUCAAAUUGAUAUCAAUAUAGAAAAGAACAAUACAUCCCUUAAUAACAAUGUUAAACAGGUCUGUGCAAAUGAUGAUAACAAACAAUUACAAUUUCUUGAUACUCAAACUUUAAAUCAAAUUGAUAUCAGUAUAGAAAAAAACAAUACACCUCUCAAUAACAAUGUUAAACAGAUCUGUGCAAAUUCUUCCAUAAAUGAUGAUACCAAACAAUCACAAUUUCUUGAUACUCAAGCUUUAAAUCAAAUUGAUAGCACUAUAGAAAAAAACAAGAAACCUCUAAAUAAUAACAAACAGAUAUGUGCAAAUUCUUCCGUAAAUGAUGAUACAAAACAAUCACAAUUUCUUGAUACUCAAUCUUUAAAUCAAAUCGAUAGUACUAUAGAAAAAAACAAGGCACCUCUAAAUAAUAACAAACAGAUUUGUGCAAAUGACUCAGUCAACAAUGACAUCAAACAGGUUCAGAAAGAAGGGGACGAUCAUAAAUUUGCAGUUCCUUUAAAGUUAUGUUUUAAAGAAAGGAUCAAAUCCAAAGUAUCAGUGAAUGAGACAUUGAUCGACAAAGAAAUCGGAGAAAGAACUGUACUAUUUGAAAACGAAAAAGUUACUACUGAGUACAGGAGAGAAGUGGAUCAAAUAUUUGAACAAAUUGAAAACUCCAUAUGUGCUAUGGGUGAAGAGAGUUCAAAAUAUAACAUACCUGAAGAAUUCUUAGAUAUAAUAUUUAAUGAUGAUUUCGAAACAUCUCCAGAUAAAAAAGAGAUCACAGAAAAACCUAGUACUUCUUCAGAUUCCCAACUUUCUACUUCUAGAAUGGAUCUGAGUUUUGGCUCUCUUAUUAAGAAAGCACUUAUAAAAAAUUCUACAAAGUCUCCCGGGGAAAGAAAAAAGGUUGUUGAUGUAUUGAAUUUAUCAAUUAAUGAGUCAAAAUCAGUAUUUGUGCCUUUAGGUCCAUUUUAUGGGCUUCCAUUGAAAGUUAAACAGUUAAUACAACAAUAUAAAGGAAUAGAAGAACUUUAUGAUUGGCAAGAUGAGUGCUUAAAGUUACCUGCCAUAGAAAGUAAAAGGAAUCUGAUCUAUGGUUUACCUACAAGCGGUGGAAAGACCUUGGUGGCAGAGAUUCUGAUGUUUAGAGAACUGUUGUGUUGUAGAAAGAACGCAAUUUUUAUUCUACCUUAUGUUUCUAUAGUACAGGAAAAGGUUUGGGCAAUAUCUCCUUUUGGCGUCGCACUAGAUUUUCUAGUUGAAGAAUACGCAUCUAACAAAGGCGUUUAUCCUCCGCGAAAGAGAAGAAGAAAAAACUCGAUCUACAUAGCUACCAUUGAAAAAGCUUUAGGUAUAAUAAAUAGUUUGGUAGAGACUGGAAGACUGCACGAAGUAGGCCUUAUUGUUGUUGACGAAUUUCACUUAAUUGGAGAAGAUGGAAGAGGUCCUACUUUAGAAGCGUCUUUAACGAAAAUUAUGUAUUUAAAAGCUAAUAUACAAAUCAUAGCUAUGAGUGCCACGAUAGGGAACAUAGCAGAUUUGUGCAAGUUUUUGAAUGCGGAUGUUUAUACUAAGAACUUUAGACCAGUAGAAUUGACAGAGUAUGUUAAAUGUACUAAUAAAAUAGCGAAAGUUAAUUGGAAUUAUACAAACGAAGAAGAUAUAUUAACGGAUCAUAAGAAGAUCGAUUUUAAGUAUUCCGAUUCAAUUCAAAAAUUGGAUCCUGACAUGUUAGGUGGUCUUGUUAUGGAGGUAAUCCCAAAUGGGUCUUGUUUGAUAUUUUGUCCGUCGAAGAAGAAUUGUGAAAACGUUGCCAAUCUGUUGUGUAAACUUUGUAAACCGGAAUUAAAAAAGUACAAGCAGGCGGAGAAAGAACAAUUAAUCCAUGCUUUAAAAGAUGAAGGAGGAAUACUCUGUGAUAUUUUAGCUGUAUCUAUUCAAUAUGGGAUCGCUUAUCAUCAUUCAGGUUUAACGAGCGACGAAAGACGCAUCAUCGAAGAAGGCUUUAGGGCAGGCAUCAUUUACGUGAUAUGCUGUACGUCAACGCUGGCAGCUGGCGUCAAUUUACCCGCUAAAAGAGUAAUACUAAGGUCUCCUUAUAUAGGAAAGGAUUUCAUCAAUCUCUCUAGGUAUAAACAAAUGGUUGGAAGAGCGGGAAGGGCUGGACUUGGAGAAACUGGCGAAAGUAUUUUGAUAACUCAACCACCAGAUUUGCCGAAGGUUGUAGAGUUAAUGAUGUCACCUAUGAACAGAGCUAUGUCUGGAAUGCAUCUCGCGGAGGGAAAAGGGUUGAGACAUCUGCUGCUCAGCUGCAUAAGUUUAGGAAUAGCCAAUACUAGAGCAAAAUUACACGAAGUUACUGCUCACACAUUGUUAUCAGUCCAAAGUGAUCAACAAGAAGUCAAUAUUAAACAACUCACCGACAAAGUGAUUAAGAAUCUGUUUAAAUUGGGUGCUCUUAAGGAAUUGGAUGUGGUCUAUAAGGAAGAAACCAACACCAAAUGUGAUGUGUCUGUCAGAAUGGAUACGUCUAUCCAAGAUACUUCUCUUAGCGAAAAUAUUAUAACAACACCAACAAAAAAACGAAAAAGAACUAUUGUAUUGACUGACAAUACGAAACUAGUCGUUAGUGAAUUAGGAUGUGCCGCUAUAAAAGGUGGUUUGGAAUUAUCAAGAGCACAUGUGUUAUACGAAGAUCUAUAUGAAGCCCAAGCUUGUCUUGUUCUUCAAGGUCAUUUGCAUCUUCUAUAUCUAGUCACUCCAUACGAGACUGCAGACCAAAUUAAACCAAACAAACAAGUUUAUUAUGAAGUGUUUACCCGGUUAAAACCCAGUGAAUUAAGAGUAGCAAAAACAUUGGGCCUCAACGAAUCUGUAGCUGUGAAAAUGUUCUCAUCUAAUAACCCUAUUAAGAGUGUACCCGAGCGAAUAAUCAACAGGUUUUACGUAACAUUGAUGUUGUAUGAUUUGUGGAACGAGAUGCCGGUGUUUCAAGUAUCAGAGAAGUACCAGAUCAAUCGAGGAAUCGUACAAAAUCUGAUGACAAUCGCUGCCACAUUUGCCUCAAAUGUAGUCAAUUUUUGCGAAGAACUAGAAGAAUUCUGGGCAUACGCUUUUCUUCUGAAAGGAAUGAGCCAAAGAUUGUCUCAUUGCUGUGUUAAAGAACUGUUGCCGUUGAUGGAUCUGCCAGCUGUCAAACAGAGUCGUGCCAAACAACUGUAUAAUGCGGGUUUCAAGACUUUACAGAGUAUUGCAAAAGCAAACGUUAACGAUUUGGUACAAAAUAUAGAGUUCAUGUCCACUCGAGUGGCUAAUCAACUUAUAGCUGCAUCUAAGAUGUUACUGCUCGAGAAGGUUGAAAACUUAAGGGAAGAAGCAGAAGAUGUGUUGGAUGGUGCAGAUGUGACGAAAUAAAUGGGUGUCAUACAUGUUAUAAUUCUGGAAAUAAUUAUAUUUCAACUGAAGACCUAGAAUCAUAUUUUAUAUAUUCUGCAUAGAAUAAUAAUUAUAUGAUUUAAACAAAUAGUAAAAAGAACAAGAAAGUUACAAGUACUGAUUUUUGUUUUUAAGAUAUCCAAUUGUUUAUUUUUAUAAAAGAUUUUUAAAUAACUUUGUUUAACUUUUUUUUUAUAAUUUUUUAAUAAAAUUUAAUUCACA